AUGUAUCUAGUUACUUUGUUUCAUCAAUUAGUGUCGUUGCCUCAAGCGAAGGCGUGGCUAGAGCAACAACUGUUUAUUCCUCUACUGCAGUACGACGCAAGAGUUCGUGAACUAAAAGUUGCUGUUCAGAAUCUCAACACGAAGAAAGAAGAUGUUGGACGCAAAGUUGAUGAGGAAGAAAACAGAUAUGGGAGAGGAAUUCCAGACAGAGUUAAAAAUUGGAUACAAGAAGUCGAUGAAAUCAUUUCUGAACAUCGUCAUUUCCAAAACGACGAACCCCAUUAUCUUGCCACAUUUGACUUGUCUGGAACUGGUGGCCUUCCUAAUCCUUGGGAAAGGCAUCGUCUAAGCAGAAAAGCAAGUGAUAUUACAAAGAAGGUUAAUGGACUACUGCAAAGAGCAGAGCAAGAUUGGCUUUCUUAUUGGGUUGCACCCUCCACGGCUGCAUUUCUUUCUGUCGUUGGUUAUGAGGUCUUUCCAUCGAGAGAAGAAAUUGUGAAGAAUAUUGAGGCAGCUUUGGAAGACUCGAAUGUCAGAAUGAUCGGACUUCAUGGGUUAAGUGGUGUAGGCAAGACCACUUUAGUCAAAAAAGUUGCUCAAGAAGCCUUAAAAGUUAAGAUGUUCAAUGUAGUGAUCAUGGCAAAUGUAACAAGAAAUCCUGACAUAAAAAAAAUUCAAGGGCAAAUAGCUGAUAUGCUGGGGAUUAAAUUGGAUGAGGAAAGUGACAUUGCAAGAGCUGCUCGAAUACGGAAGAGUUUAGAGAAUGAUAAAAAGAGCACGCUUAUAAUCCUAGAUGAUCUUUGGGCAAAAGUGGACUUCAAUAUGCUCGGGAUUCCAUCUGAGAAUGAUGACGGUGAUGGAGUGGAGAAUGUCAAAAUGGCGAUUCAAUCUGAUAAUGCCGAGGAAAAUGUCGAAAAAGGGCAAUCCCCAAAUAUUUCAUCUGAUGAUAAUCAGAAGAUACACGAUGCCUCCAAUGGGAUGAAACAAAAAGAUGCUCUUAGUCAUUACAAAGGGUGCAAAGUUUUGCUAAUUUCUGAAUCCAAACAAGUACUGCUAUUAAGUCAUAUGGAAGGGAAGGGAAAAUCUAUUUUCCCUAUGCAAGUAUUGAGGGAUAAGGAAGCAAAGAAAUUAUUCAAGAAAAAGGCUGAAAUAGGUGAUACAAAUUUUAAAUUUGAAAAAUUAGCAGCUCAGAUUGUUGAAAAGUGUGAAGGGUUGCCCAUGUCAAUAGUUACAACUGCAAGGGCAUUAAAAAACCAGAGCCUGGCGGUAUGGGAGGAUGUUAACCAACAACUUGAAAGGGAAAAGUUUACAGGAGCCCCUGAGUUUUCUACUAAGUUGAGUUAUGAACUUUUAGAAAACGACGAGCUCAAGUACACUUUCUUACUUUGUGCUCGCAUGGGUCAUGAUGCAUUAAUUAUGGACUUGGUCAAGUACUGCAUUGGUUUGGGCUUUCUUCAAGGAAUCCACACAGCAAGGGAAGCUAGAAAUAGAGUAUAUGCAUUGGUUGAAAAGUUAAAAGAGUCUGGUUUAUUGUCUAAUAGUUACUCAAAUGAUCAUUUCACCAUGCAAGCUAUUGUUCGCAGUGCGGCUUUGUCAAUAGCAUCCAAGGAAAAGCAAGUAUUUACAAUGACAAAGAGAAGAAUAGAUGAAUGGCCUGAUGAGGAUAAACUUAAAAGGUAUGCUGUUAUUUCCUUGCAUCAUUGUGAUAUUGAGGGGUUUCCUAUAAGUAUAAACUGCCCGAGACUUAGAGUGUUCCAUAUUGAAAAUAAUGGUCCACGUUUGAAAAUACCAAACAACUUUUUUAAAGGAAUGAAAGAACUCAAAGUGUUGAUAUUGACUGGCUUUGAUCUGUCACCCUUACCUUUGUCAAUUGCAUGCCUCAAAAAACUCAGAAUGCUUUGUUUAGAGCAAUGCGUGCUAGGUAAGAAAUUUUCAAUCGUAGGCAAGUUGAAAAAUUUAAGGAUUCUCAGUUUUUCAGGAUCUGAUAUUGAAAAAUUGCCUUCUGAAUUGAAGCAAUUAACCAAGCUACAAAUUCUUGACAUAAGUCAUUGCUCUAAACUUCAAGAAAUUCCAUCUAAUGUAAUAAAUAGUUUGACUAGUUUGGAAGAGUUGUAUAUGAGAAACACCUCGAUUCAAUGGAACAUUGAAGGACAAGCAAACCAAAAUCAAAAUGCUAGUCUUUCUGAGUUGAGGCAUCUGAAUCAGUUGACAACUCUGGACAUACAAAUCCCAAAUGUUGCCCAUUGGCCAAACAAUUUGUUCUUUGACAAGUUAAAUAGUUACAAGAUUGUUAUUGGAGAUUUGAAUGAACACUUAGAGAUGGAUUUUAAGAUGCCAGAGAAGUAUGAAGCAUCGAGGUUUUUGGCAGUGCGGUUAAAAGUUGACUUUGACAUUCAUUCUCAAAAGGGUAUCAAAAUGUUGUUUGACAGAGUUGAGAAUUUGUUGUUAGAAGAUCUCUUUGAUGUCCAAGAUAUUUUUUAUAGAUUGAAUUUGAAAGGAUUUCCAUAUCUAAAACAUUUGUCCAUUGUAAAUAAUUCUGGCAUUCAAUUUCUCAUUAAGCCAGAGGACAGGGAGCAAUCUGAGGAGGUUUUUCCUAAAUUGGAAUCAUUGUAUCUCUCUAAUCUCACGAAGAUGGAAACAAUAUGCUCAUGUGAACUUUCUAAACCCUCAUUUGAUAAAUUGAAGGUAAUCAAGAUCAAAAUCUGUGGUCUCUUGAAGAAUGUCUUCUCAUUUUCUAUGGUUAAACUUCUAACUGUUCUUGAAACAAUUGAAGUUUCUGAAUGUAACUCUUUGAAGGCGAUUGUCCCGGGGGGGACACAAAGUGACUCUAAAGAAAUUGAGUUUCCUAAAUUACGCUCUUUGAUGCUACAAUCUUUACCAGGAUUUGACGGAUUUUAUCCCAUUUCAUCAAUAGAAGAGACUAAAGAGCUAUUCCACAAAAUGGUGCGUUUAAAAUUGUCAUAUAGAUACAUUUAUCUUUUGCAUUUUAAACUUUGA
Molecule: messenger RNA, 2997 nt
Organism: Gastrolobium bilobum
Lineage: Eukaryota; Viridiplantae; Streptophyta; Magnoliopsida; Fabales; Fabaceae
Product: probable disease resistance protein At4g27220
Exons: 1
Coding region: 1-2997 (998 amino acids)
Molecular function (GO): ATP hydrolysis activity; ADP binding
Source: RefSeq, a predicted model, not a curated record